Molecule: messenger RNA, 8571 nt
Organism: Periophthalmus magnuspinnatus
Lineage: Eukaryota; Metazoa; Chordata; Actinopteri; Gobiiformes; Gobiidae
Gene: chd5
Product: chromodomain helicase DNA binding protein 5
Exons: 41
Coding region: 169-6195 (2008 amino acids)
Biological process (GO): negative regulation of transcription by RNA polymerase II; chromatin remodeling
Cellular component (GO): NuRD complex; nucleus; chromatin
Molecular function (GO): ATP-dependent chromatin remodeler activity; histone binding; DNA binding
Source: RefSeq, a predicted model, not a curated record
UAGAGAUCAGAUGAAAAAAAUAGAAAUUAUAUAUUUGUUUUUAAGAAAUUCCCUGAAAUAAAAAGCGCAACGCAUUUUAUUUUUGGAUGAAGAAAGACGCAGAGCUGCGGCGUCUGGAGGGUUAACUUUUCUCAGCCUAAAAGGGUUUUGGGGGGCUAUGAGAUAAAGAUGCCGGGGUCGCUGAGUAAUGAAGACGAGGGACCGGACGACAUGGAUUUUGAAGACGAUAUGCCAGAUGAGGACGACGAGGCACGACGCAACAUUGUCCCUCUCACUCCCCUCACCAGCUUCUUCUCUGAUGAUGAUUCCCUCAAACAACAGAAGCCCAAGAAGACCAAAAAGAUGAAAGAGGGCAAAACGCCUAAGGUUAAAAAGAGAAAGAAGGAGACAGGCUUGCUUCCAAGAGUGGACAGUGACUUGGAGGAGCCCUCUGAGGUGGAGGAGGACAGAGGACGUCCUGAAGUGGGCUAUGAGAGUGAGAACAGUAUGUAUGAGGGCAAAAAGAAGAAAAAAAAACCCAGGGAGAAGAAGGAGAAGAAGCCCCGAAAGAAGAAGAGAGAUGAUGAGGAGGAUGAUGAUGACGAUGAUGAUGGAACGACAAAGGAGCCCAAAUCCUCCAGUCAGCUGAUGCAGGAGUGGGGUCUUGAAGACGUCCAGUAUGGCUUCACUGAAGACGAUUACAAAACCAUAACUAACUACAAGGCAUUCAGCCAGUUCCUCAGGCCGCUCAUUGCCAAGAAGAACCCCAAGAUUCCCAUGUCAAAGAUGAUGACAGUGUUAGGGGCCAAGUGGCGGGAGUUCAGUGCCAACAACCCGUUCAAAGGUGCAUCUGCCACUGCUGUGGCGGCCGCUGUGGCUGCUGCUGUGGAGACAGUCACUGUGGCUCAGCCAAUAUCAGUGAGCUGCAGCCAGCCCAGCGCUCAGCCGGGACCACUCAAAAAAGCCAAAACCAAAGAGGGGAAGGGACCUGGAGCCAGAAAGAAAAGCAAAGCAGCAAAGGACGUGAAGAAAAAAUCCAAGGCGAAAAAGACCAAAUCAAAGUCAGGCCAAAGUGGGAAGAAGAAGAAAGCAUCCUCGAGUGAGGAGGACUUCUUAGAGGAGUCUGACUUUGAUGACAUCAGCAUCCACAGUACCUCAUUGCUCUCUGAUAUAACGGGGGCCACAACCACCAAGAAGAAGUCUCGGCGUGGGAGGAAAAAGAGGAAAAAAGAGGAUGGGGAUGGCUAUGAGACAGACCAUCAGGACUACUGUGAAGUGUGCCAACAGGGUGGUGAGAUAAUCCUGUGUGACACCUGCCCCAGAGCGUACCACCUUGUCUGUCUGGAUCCUGAGCUGGAGAAGGCCCCUGAGGGCAAAUGGAGCUGUCCCCACUGUGAGAAAGAAGGGAUCCAGUGGGAGGCCAAAGAUGAUGAUGAGGAUGAAGAAGAGCCCGCAGGGGAGGAAGAGGAUGACCACAUGGAGUUUUGCAGAGUGUGUAAAGACGGAGGAGAGCUGCUUUGUUGUGACACAUGCCCUUCUUCCUACCACAUCCACUGCCUCAACCCCCCUUUACCAGAGAUACCUAAUGGAGAGUGGUUGUGUCCGCGAUGCAUGUGCCCGCCUCUAAAGGGAAAGGUGCAGAAGAUUUUGCACUGGACAUGGGGAGACCCUCCUCUGCCAGCUGAGCAGCCCCCCGGAGCUGAUGGGAAGCCCAUCGAUCCUCUGAUCAAGCCCCCACUGAAGGGUCACCCAGAGAGGGAGUUCUUUGUGAAGUGGGCCGCCCUCUCCUACUGGCACUGCUCCUGGGUCAGCGAGCUGCAGUUGGAGUUGUACCAUACGGUCAUGUACAGAAACUACCAGAGAAAGAAUGACAUGGAUGAGCCCCCUCCGUACGAUUACGGCUCUGGGGAGGAGGAACUGAACAGUGAGAAGAGGAAGAGCAAAGAUCCUGAGUACGCCGUGAUGGAGGAGCGCUUUUAUCGCUAUGGCAUCAAACCUGAAUGGAUGGUCAUUCACCGCAUACUCAACCACAGUUUUGAUAAGGAUGGAGAUGUGCAUUAUCUAAUCAAGUGGAGAGACCUUCCAUAUGACCAGUGCACAUGGGAGGCAGAUGAUUUUGAAAUCCCUGAAUAUGACAGCCAUAAAACUCUAUACUGGGACCACAGGGAACAAAUAUUAGGGGAAGACCAACGCCCUCUGGUGGUGAGGAAAGAGAAGAAACCCAGUAUGGACCGUUCAAAGAGAGAGAAGCCCCCUGAUACACCUAUUAUAGAUCCAACAAUAAAGUUUGAUCACCAGCCGUGGUACAUCAAUGCUACAGGAGGAACGCUGCAUCCGUAUCAGCUGGAGGGACUGAACUGGCUGAGAUUCUCAUGGGCUCAGGGCACUGAUACCAUCUUAGCAGAUGAGAUGGGUCUAGGCAAAACUGUACAGACAAUUGUCUUUCUAUACUCUCUUUAUAAAGAGGGCCACUCAAAGGGACCUUUCCUUGUAAGUGCCCCUCUCUCCACUAUCAUUAACUGGGAGAGAGAGUUUGAGAUGUGGGCUCCAGAUUUCUAUGUGGUGACUUAUACUGGAGACAAGGACAGCAGAGCCAUCAUCAGGGAGAAUGAGUUUACUUUUGAAGAUAAUGCUAUAAAACAAGGACGCAAAGUGUUUCGAAUGAAGAAAGAUACCCCCAUUAAAUUCCACGUGCUGCUCACAUCCUAUGAGUUAAUCACCAUAGAUCAGGCAAUCCUUGGCUCAGUUAGUUGGGCCUGUUUGGUGGUAGAUGAGGCCCACAGACUCAAGAACAACCAGUCAAAGUUUUUCAGGAUUCUGAAUGGGUAUAAGAUCUACUACAAGUUGCUGCUCACUGGAACCCCUCUACAGAACAACCUGGAAGAGCUUUUCCACUUACUAAACUUCCUCACUCCAGAGCGCUUCAAUAACCUGGAGGGCUUCCUGGAGGAAUUUGCUGACAUUUCAAAAGAAGACCAGAUUAAGAAGCUCCAUGACCUGCUCGGGCCUCACAUGCUGCGGAGACUAAAAGCCGAUGUUUUUAAGAACAUGCCGGCAAAGACAGAGCUCAUCGUCCGAGUGGAGCUGAGCCCCAUGCAGAAGAAAUAUUACAAGUUCAUUUUGACGAGAAACUUUGAGGCUCUGAACUCUAAAGGAGGUGGAAACCAAGUGUCAUUACUCAAUAUUAUGAUGGAUCUGAAGAAGUGCUGCAACCAUCCUUAUCUGUUCCCAGUGGCGGCUGGGGAGGCCCCAGUUUUACCCAAUGGAUCAUAUGACGGAAAUCUGUUGGUGAAGUCCUCAGGAAAACUGACUCUGCUUCAGAAAAUGCUCAAGAAACUGAAAGAUGAAGGCCACAGAGUUCUUAUUUUCUCUCAGAUGACAAAGAUGCUGGAUCUGCUUGAGGACUUCCUGGAGUAUGAGGGUUAUAAAUAUGAGCGCAUUGAUGGUGCAAUCACUGGAGGACUGAGACAGGAGGCCAUAGACCGAUUUAAUGCGCCUGGAGCUCAACAGUUUUGCUUCCUCUUGUCAACGCGAGCUGGAGGUCUGGGGAUCAACCUGGCCAGCGCAGACACAGUUAUUAUUUAUGACUCAGACUGGAAUCCUCACAAUGAUAUACAAGCUUUUAGCAGAGCCCACCGUAUUGGCCAAAACAAAAAGGUUAUGAUCUACCGAUUUGUGACGCGUGGCUCGGUGGAGGAGCGUAUCACUCAAGUGGCCAAGAGGAAAAUGAUGCUGACUCACCUAGUGGUCCGCCCCGGUCUGGGGUCUAAAACAGGAUCUAUGUCCAAACAAGAACUGGAUGACAUCCUCAAGUUUGGCACUGAGGAGUUGUUUAAAAAUGAAAUGGAGGCAGUAGGUGAAAACAAGGAUGGUGAAGAAUGUAAUGUGAUUCAUUAUGACGAUGACGCCAUCUCCAAACUGUUGGAUCGAAGCCAAGAUGCAACUGAAGACACAGAAAUCCAGAACAUGAAUGAGUAUCUGAGCUCGUUUAAGGUAGCCCAGUACGUGGUGAAAGAGGAGGAUGGAGAGGAGGAGGUUGAGCGGGAGAUCAUAAAGCAGGAGGAGAAUGUGGAUCCAGAUUAUUGGGAGAAACUUUUGCGUCACCACUACGAGCAGCAACAGGAAGACCUGGCCCGCAACCUGGGCAAGGGCAAACGCAUCCGAAAACAGGUCAACUACAACGAUACUACUCAGGAGGACCAAGUGGUUUGUUUAGCUGCGUUUCAAGAGUGGCAAGAUGAUCUUUCAGACAAUCAGUCGGAGUACUCUGUGGGGUCCGAGGAUGAGGACGAAGACUUUGAGGAGAGACCUGAAGGUGGACGGAGACAGUCCAGACGACAGCUCAGGGGUGACAAAGACAAACCUCUGCCUCCACUACUGGCACGGGUUGGGGGCAGUAUUGAGGUACUUGGGUUCAAUGCUCGCCAGAGAAAGGCCUUCCUCAAUGCCAUCAUGCGCUGGGGCAUGCCUCCUCAAGACGCCUUCAACUCUCACUGGCUGGUUCGGGACCUGAAGGGGAAGAGCGAGCGAGAGUUCAGGGCCUAUGUGUCUCUUUUCAUGAGACAUCUGUGUGAACCAGGAGCAGAUGGAGCAGAGACUUUUGCCGAUGGGGUCCCGCGAGAGGGACUGUCCCGUCAGCAUGUCCUUACUAGGAUCGGUGUCAUGUCUCUGGUUAGGAAGAAGGUUCAGGAGUUUGAGCAUGUAAAUGGUAAACUGAGCUCUCCAGAUCUGAUUCCUAUUGGGAUGGAGCUGAAGAAGCUAACUGAGAGUGUAUCAUCAGAUCCUAACACCCCUGUCCAAGCCAGCCCAGUCACCACACAACCCAGUACUCCUGUCCCACCAGAGAAACCAGAAUCUCUCAUAGGAACAGCAGAGGACAAGGACAGUCCGGAGCAGGAGAGCAAAAAGCUGUCAGACCAGGAAACUCCCAGCUCUGAGACAGCACCAGCAGCUGCGCCCGAGAAGUCGGCUGACAGCGAAGAGGCCAAGGCCGGCCCAGAGGAGAAACCAGGAGAUGAGAGGGACCCUGCCCAGUCGCCCUGUGCUAAGACCGAAUCAUCUGCCAACCUCAAAGAGUCUGGUUUGAAGCAGACUGAGCUGUCAUCCAGUCAAACUUCGCCUAAAGUGGACACCGGCAAGGAAACAGAGAAGACUACGGAGAAAGGAGAGUCUUAUUCCCCUCUGGCGAAAAGUGAAGACAAGGAAAAUAAGACAGCUGCAGCUGAUGUUGUGAAAAGUGAAGAUGUUUCAGAGGGACGUAUAAAUGGAGACAUGCUGGACGAGAUGGAGGAGAGCAGGAGAGGACCAGAGGACAAGAACGGAUACAAGACCAAGUUCAUGUUCAAUAUAGCUGAUGGUGGUUUUACAGAGUUACACACCCUCUGGCAGACCGAGGAACGAGCUGCGCUGUCUUCUGGAAAAAUGCAUGACAUCUGGCACCGUCGCCAUGACUACUGGUUGCUGGCUGGCAUUGUAACACAUGGAUACGCCCGCUGGCAAGACAUCCAGAAUGACCCUCGUUAUGCAAUUUUGAAUGAGCCUUUCAAGACGGAGAUGCAUAAAGGCAACUACCUAGAGAUGAAGAACAAGUUUCUGGCGCGUCGUUUUAAGUUACUGGAGCAGGCGUUGGUAAUUGAGGAGCAGCUGAGGAGAGCAGCGUACCUGAAUAUGACCCAGGACCCCAGUCACCCAGCCAUGGCCUUAAACACACGCUUCGCUGAGGUGGAGUGCCUGGCAGAGUCCCACCAACAUCUGUCCAAAGAGUCUCUAGCUGGGAACAAGCCUGCCAACGCAGUGCUGCACAAAGUGUUGAACCAGUUGGAGGAGCUUCUGAGUGACAUGAAGGCUGAUGUAACCCGACUGCCCAACAUGCUGUCCAGGAUCCCCCCAGUGUCGGCGCGGCUGCAGAUGUCCGAGAGGAGCAUCCUGAGCCGCCUCACCAGUCGGGGCACUGAGCCUCCCCCUCAGCAGCCCUUUGGUCAAGGGGGGUUCGGCUGCUCCCAGAUGUAUAGCAGCAGCUUCGGAGGAUUCAGAGGGCCCGGAGGUCAGUCCAUGGUCAACUACAGCCAGAUGCCUCUGGGACCUUAUGUCAGUGUGUCAUCAAAUGGCCCCCCUCCGAGUCUUCUGGACAAGAAGUCCCUUGAGUCUCUGAGAGAUGUGGCCACGCCUGAUCUGAAGUCGGGCAAACCCAGUGAUGUCAUCUGCAUUGAGGAUUAGACUGUUUGUUUCUCUUCACUGACCAGUGGUCAGACAUCCAGGGACGGUAUUUGCAGAGGUGACUUUCUCCUCUUGCCACAUUGAACUCUUUCUCUUGUUCUUACUUAACUUUGAAAAUAAUCAAGCUAAUGAGAAAGAGGUCAUUAUCUUUUGGAUCAAUGCAGAUGUAUCUAUUAUAACAAUUGCACUUUUAUCUUUUAAGGAUCCAAUGUAAGUAUGUCAAUCAAUAUUAGCUUUUGCUAACUUGUGCCAGUGAGCUGAUGAGUAAAUGAAGCAGCAGCGUUUGAGUGACUGACGAUAAACUACUGCUGUUUUUGUGUUUAUCUCAAAUGUGUAAUUUAUUUCCUGUGAUAUCUUAACUCUGCUCACAUUUUCACAUUUGUCCAUGAGCCUCCUCACUGUGCACUCUGACUGUGCCCGAGUGGAGCCUGUUCCUUAUGAAGGUACUUUUACUACAGUCAUAUCAAGAUAUGAGAGUUUUAUUUUGGACCAACAGUUUUACUUACAAAUAGUGUGUGUCUUUAGACAUUCACAUUGUACUGCUCUGUGACGUUGCCAUGUGAAAUUUCAAGGAUAUUCUCAGACUCUGGUUUCAGUACAUGUGGACUAUAGAGGUGACUGAUUAUUUACAUAUUGUACAAACAUUCAAUUGUGAUUUCUUCAUGUUUGAAUGUUAUUAGUGGUAAAUUUAACUGCAGACCUAUAAACCAGGGACUAAACAAAAACAGGGACUCUGAUUGACCAAACAUGCAUUAACAUGAAACUGUGUGAUUUCUUAUUAUAAAAAUAGACCAUAUUAAUCAGUGUACAGAUUAACCCUAACCCUAAGGAUAUAUAUAAAAGGAGACAAAUUAUGCAAAUACACCUGCAAGAGAUUUUAACCAUGCAUUCAUUAUAUUCCCUUCUCUCAGCAUUGUUUUAGAGUAAUUCAUGCAUGUUCGUGUAAUUUUUAUCUUUCUGUAAUCAAAAGCCAUUGCUCUGAAAAUUCAUAUUUUCCCCUACCCCUUAUACAGGCCAACUGCUCUUUACUUACUUUGUUCUCCAAUUAUUAUUAUUAUUUUUUGUUAAUCUGUGAUUCAGCAGUGUUGCUUAGCCAUUUUGGCAAUGUGGUGAACCGAAGCUCUCCAUAAACGGGGCCGUUAGCAUAGUCCGACAGCGCAACACUUUGUUGUAAUGAUGUUUACAUUGAUGUACCAUAAAGGGCCAAGAAGAAAUCAGUGCUACAGUUUUCCCCUGUAAAUCAGCUGACUUGAUUCUUUUACUGAGUCAUUUUAGAUCAACGUUACUAUUUAAUAUAUCCAAAAUAUAAAAUAAUAAUCCACUGGUUCCAUUGAUUAUGACAAAAAGCAUAAUAUGUCUUCUUUAAGGGUGAUGUCUGACACAAACCAUAUCUUUAUGGUUGGUCUGAAAUGUAUCAUUGGUAUUUUUAAUUGUAGAGUACAGGCAAUAUUAAACAUAUGAAGAAGAUUGCUGCUUUACCUGCAGACAGAUUAGCACUGUCUAGGUACUUUUAAUCUUGUCCUAAAAUCUGACAAAAUCUGAUAAAAUCUAUACAAUCAGUCUUUUUAGAGCAUGAUUUUAUUUGCAAAGGCCAGCUCUGCUAUUGCAUCCACAAUAGUUUUACCUUGCUGAAUGAUUGUUUAGAUCACUCUUAUGUGGGUCUGUUGCUCUGGUGGUAAGUGCAUUCUCUUAUACUUAAUGCCAUUGAAUGUUUGUCUCGCGGUGCUCUUGUCAUUUCCAAUAUAGAGUUUUUAAGGUAUCCUCAAACUGAAAACAAGAUGAGGCAUAUAUUUUCUUUGUUAGUGUUUAGACAUGCUGUAGUUGAUACUGUUUCUGUAGGAGCCAUCUACUUGAAAAUGAAGGUUGUAAUGAAGGUUGCUUAACAGAUAAAACCUCAGAAACAUGUAAAUACUUGAAGGACUUUUUCAAGAUCUCUUAUAGAGCUGAAUGUUUGGAUGAUGUUGCCAUAGAACUACCGUGUGCACUGUAUGUGCCAUCAAUGUCAUGUCCUUUCCCCUACGGAGUGAUGACAAUGAGAAGAAUUACUACAAAACAUGAGAUGCAAUCAAACUGAAGUCAGUAUGAAUGUAAUUUCUGUGAGAAAAGACUUCAGUCUAAUGUGUUAUUAUCAAUGUAUGUACAGGUAUGUGCUUAUUCUGUGGCUUCUAAAGCCACCAAAAGAACCUGGUAAAGGCACCUUAGUUGCUGUCCAGCACAUGAACAGAGGCUGGUGUUUUAGCAUCUACAGACAGACAGCUCCAAAUAUUCUGGUUCAGAUAUUUGUGCUGUUUAGCAAAUGAAUGAAAAAGUCAUCUUUUUAUUUGUAUUAUGUGUAUUUGCUCAAUGUGUUUUAAUAAAUCUUCUUGAUGACAGUAA